AUGGUGGUUCACAACCGUCUCUGGCUACAGUUCCACGUGUCUGUCACCCUCUUGUGGUCUCCUCGAGCACUACAUGUGUUUCUCAUGAUCCGCCGCCACAAGACCACCAUCUUCACGGAAGCCAAGGAGAUGAGUACCGUGUUCCAGCUAAAGCGUGUUGUCCAACGCAUCCUCCAGCGGCCUCCAGAAGAGCAGCGGCUGUACAAGGAUGACCAGCUCCUUGAUGACAGAAAAACUCUGGGCGAGUGUGGCUUCACUAGCCAGACAGCACCGGUACAUGCCCCAGCCACAGUGGGCCUGGCCUUCGGUGCAGAUGAUGCCUUUGAAGCCCUGCACAUUGAGCCCUUCUCCAGCCCUCCAGAACUUUCAGAUUCUGGAGGCAGCGCCAACGAACAAGCUGUGCAGUGA
This is a messenger RNA of Peromyscus leucopus (white-footed mouse), 408 nucleotides long. Its product is annotated as elongin-B-like. The transcript is spliced from 2 exons. Lineage: Eukaryota; Metazoa; Chordata; Mammalia; Rodentia; Cricetidae. Bases 1 to 408 code for a protein of 135 amino acids. Gene Ontology annotation, cellular component: VCB complex; elongin complex. Gene Ontology annotation, biological process: transcription elongation by RNA polymerase II. Gene Ontology annotation, molecular function: protein binding. The record is from RefSeq and is a predicted model, not a curated record.